CUUCCCGGGUCCCCGGCAGCGGGCUCUACACUCCGGGCGGCGGCAUCGACGCUCGCACAGCACAGUGACCGGGACAGCGAGGCCCGCGCGCGGCGGGGGCGGCGGCAGACGCCUGGCCACCGUGACCCCAAUUUUGGAUUUACCGCUCGGGGGGUGGGGGGAGCCUAACUGGCGACUGUUUUGGGGGACGCCGGACGCCAUGUUGUGGAAAAUAACCGAUAAUGUCAAGUAUGAAGAGGAUUGCGAGGAACGCCACGACGCUAGCAGCAAUGGGAACCCGCGCCUCCCCCACCUCUCCUCGGCCGGGCAGCAUCUCUACAGCCCCGCGCCACCUCUCUCCCACACUGGAGUCGCCGAAUACCAGCCACCACCUUACUUUCCACCUCCCUAUCAGCAGCUGGCUUACUCACAGUCAGCCGACCCCUACUCGCAUCUGGGAGAAGCGUACGCCGCUGCCAUCAACCCCCUGCACCAGCCGGCGCCCACCGGCAGCCAGCAGCAGGCCUGGCCGGGCCGCCAGAGCCAGGAGGGGACUGGCCUGCCCUCGCACCACGGGCGCCCGGCCAGCCUGCUACCCCAUCUCUCCGGGCUGGACGGUGGCGCCAUGAGCGCCCGCCGGGAUGCCUACCGCCGCUCCGACCUGCUGCUGCCCCACGCGCACGCCCUGGACGCCGCGGGCCUGGCCGAGAACCUGGGGCUCCACGACAUGGCGCACCCGAUGGAGGAGGUGCAGAAUGUCGACGACCAGCACCUGCUUCUGCACGAUCAGACUGUUAUUCGCAAAGGUCCCAUUUCGAUGACCAAGAACCCCUUGGGUCUCCCUUGUCAGAAGGAGCUGGUGGGGGCUGUGAUGAACCCUAGUGAGGUCUUCUGCUCCGUCCCUGGAAGGCUGUCCCUCCUCAGCUCCACGUCGAAAUACAAAGUGACCGUGGCUGAAGUCCAGAGGCGACUGUCCCCGCCCGAGUGCCUCAAUGCCUCAUUACUGGGAGGUGUUCUCAGAAGAGCCAAAUCUAAAAAUGGAGGCCGGUCCUUGCGGGAGAAGUUGGACAAGAUUGGGUUGAAUCUUCCGGCGGGGAGACGGAAAGCUGCACACGUGACCCUCCUCACGUCUUUAGUGGAAGGUGAGGCUGUGCAUCUGGCCCGGGACUUUGCAUAUGUCUGCGAAGCAGAAUUCCCUAGUAAAUCGGUGGCCGAAUAUUUAACCAGGCCUCACCUCGGGGGACGGAAUGAGAUGGCAGCCAGGAAGAGCAUGCUACUGGCCGCACAGCAAGUGUGUAAGGAAUUCACAGAUCUUCUCAAUCAAGACCGAACACCCAACGGGAACAACCGGCCCACCCCGGUCUUGGAAACGAACAUACAGAACUGCCUGUCUCAUUUCAGUCUGAUUACCCACGGGUUUGGCAGCCAGGCCAUCUGUGCCGCCGUGUCUGCUGUGCAGAACUACAUAAAAGAGGCGCUCAUAGUCAUAGACAAAUCGUAUAUGAACCCUGGAGACCAGAGUCCAGCCGAUUCUAGCAAAACCCUGGAGAAAAUGGAGAAGCACAGGAAAUAAAAAGACAGGGAACAAAGGGCCCAAGAGUCUUGAAGGAAAAGGACUUCACAGUCAUUCUCUACCGGACAGACUGGGAACCCCUCUGGCCUGGGGGACAUUUUGACCCACCUUCCACUGAUUUCUGGAUCUGCACGUGCCCUCCUGGAUUCCUUAGUGUUUCUCUAGCGCUGAAGUGUCUCCUUAACUCUGGACAAGUUAUCAGAAGGUGACAAGUCCUGGUUCUUUACUCAUUAAGCUUAUACUUUGUUUUUUUGAACCCCAUUUUUCCUUUCUCUGAAACUGGUGCUACAAGUUUUAGAACCUUUUAAAUAAAUUCCCCGGGUGAAGAAAAAACCCACACACUUAGCUGUUGAAAUGUCAAAUUGGUGUGAUUCAGGUCAACAAUAACCUUCAGUGUUAAGGUAUAAUGGCUGGCUUUUGUGUCCACUAAAUAUUUAUCUAAAAAAAGUAUUUAUCCAGCUUCUUCAGUUGUCAAAUCGUACAUGCAGUGGGAGGCGAAGAUUCUGUCUGCUCACCGCCCAGUUAAUAAGUGGUAUUUGACACAUUUUAAACCCCUUGUUCAAAGGGGGCCUUUGGGUUUUACGAAACUUGUAGAAGCAAAGCCUGCUGAUUUUAUGUUUUUCUUUUUUUUUUAAAAAAAAAAAAACUUUGAAAGUUAACUCUUCAAAUGGGAGACUGAAAUGACAUGUUCCUUUAAGGUACUAAGCUUUAUUUGCAUAUUUAUUUCACAUCUUGGUGUUCGAGUAAACUUGAAAAGGGGGGACGGGAAGCGGUGCAUUGCUGCCUGCUGUCCCCAGGUCCCGGAGGAGGCUCUGUUUUGAGAAGCGGUGUGUUGAGUGUACAGAUUUUAUUUAUGCAUAAUUUAAUGGGGUCUGUAAAUAUGGGUGCACUUCUUAGGACUUUUUUGAGAAAUGGGAUUUGAUUUUAAUAGUUACUUUUAAAGGUGAUGGGGUAAUCUCAAACACAUCUUUAGGUUUUCUUCGUAUGUGUGCACACAGGGUAGGAAGAAUUAAGAGGAUCCUGGAUUCGGUCCUUGAUGGGGAAGGUGCUAUUUAAUUGAUGCUCUCUGUUCACAAAGCAAUAACUUUGUGUCUCCUUCCGGUGGGGCCGAACCUGAACAUGCGCGUGCGGUACCGUGUGUGGGUGUGUGUGUGUGUGUGGGUGUGUGGGUGGGUGAAAUGGAGUUUUGGAAGUGAACUCCAUGCCCGUAAACGUUCCCAGAAUAAUUGUCGUGUAUAUGAUGCCUGUAUAAUAAAAGUAUUCUCGCUAGAA
Molecule: messenger RNA, 2824 nt
Organism: Equus quagga
Lineage: Eukaryota; Metazoa; Chordata; Mammalia; Perissodactyla; Equidae
Gene: TFAP2C
Product: transcription factor AP-2 gamma
Exons: 7
Coding region: 200-1552 (450 amino acids)
Biological process (GO): regulation of transcription by RNA polymerase II; regulation of cell population proliferation; anatomical structure development
Cellular component (GO): nucleus
Molecular function (GO): DNA-binding transcription factor activity, RNA polymerase II-specific; RNA polymerase II transcription regulatory region sequence-specific DNA binding
Source: RefSeq, a predicted model, not a curated record